AAUCACUCACAUGUUCAUGUCACUAUUUGAGAGGUUCAUAGAAGAUAUAGAAAAAGAGAGCAAGAGAGAGAGAGAGAAACACAGCCAUGGGUAGACCUCCAUGCUGUGAGAAAGAUGGUAUCAAGAAAGGUCCAUGGACCCCUGAAGAAGAUAUCAUCCUCGUCUCCUAUAUCCAAGAACACGGUCCCGGAAAUUGGAGAGCUGUGCCUUCCAACACCGGAUUGUUAAGGUGCAGCAAGAGUUGCAGACUUAGAUGGACUAACUAUCUCCGUCCCGGAAUCAAGCGAGGCAACUUCACCCCUCAUGAAGAAGGGAUGAUAAUUCACUUGCAAGCUUUAUUGGGUAACAAAUGGGCAGCCAUAGCUAAAUAUCUCCCGCAAAGAACAGACAAUGAUAUAAAGAACUAUUGGAACACCCACUUGAAGAAGAAGAUCAAAAGAUAUCAAGCAGCUUUGAACCCCCAAAUGGAAUCACCUGAUCAUAAUUCAGCUCCAUAUCAGUUUGUACCCAAAAGCUUCACUACUAGUGACAAAAAGAUGAACCUAGAACAACACCACCUGAUCACAGCCCAAACCUCCUCUAGCAGUACUUCUACUCUUCUACUCAACCACAACAACACUACUACUUCCACCUAUGCCUCGAGCACCGAAAACAUUUCAAAACUCCUUCAAGGUUGGAUGAGAUCAUCUUCCCCAAAGGCUCAUGAUGAUGAUCAAGAGAAACAGCUGCACCACCAAGACAGCAGCAGCGGGAACAAUACGAUCAAAAACUCUGCGGCAACGACUUCUCUUAUGUGUUACCGGACCAAGGCUGAGCAAGAAGGAAGUGACUUGAUCUCGAACGAAGAAUUCGAGUCGAUUCUAUCGUUUGAUAACUUGAAUGGCAUUGCUUGGGACAAGUCAUCAUCUUGUGAUUCCACGGUUAAAAGCUCUCCAACUGGUGGAGCCGCCGACGACGAAAAGGUCCAUCAUCUUGUGCAUGAAAAGAGCAAGCAAAGGUCUGAUAUUACCAAUCCUUCUCCAUUUUCUUUUCUUGAGAAAUGGUUCUUGGAUGAAACAGCUGGUCAAGUAGAAGAGAUCAUGGAAAUUCCUCCAAUAUUCUGAGAAAAGAGUCACAUUUGAUUCUUCUCUCUUUUCUUGCGUUGGGGCUUCAAAUAAAAAUAAAAUGGAAAAAAAAAACAAUUAAGUGUUUGAUCUGAUCUUUAAUUGUGGGUACUUAAUUAUCUUUUGUAGGGGAUUUCUAUAAGGUUGGGAUCUCUUUUGCAAAAUGUAACCUCAGUAGUACUGAUAAUGUUCCUGAAUGAACUAAGCUUAGUUUAUUUUCUUUUGUA
This is a messenger RNA of Cornus florida, 1330 nucleotides long. Its product is annotated as transcription factor MYB60-like. The coding region runs from base 87 to 1103 and encodes 338 amino acids. Gene Ontology annotation, biological process: response to auxin. The transcript has 3 exons. Lineage: Eukaryota; Viridiplantae; Streptophyta; Magnoliopsida; Cornales; Cornaceae. The record is from RefSeq and is a predicted model, not a curated record.